AUGCCACCCAAGAAACUCGAACCCAAGAAAGAAGAACCAAAGAAGGAGGUGAAGAAACCUGAGCCGGAGGUGAAGAAACCUGAGCCGGAGGUUCCCAAGGAGCCUGAAUUCGACCCCAAGACAGUUACUCUUGAAUUCACUCCUGAUCAGAUUGAAGAUUUCAAGGAAGCAUUCACCCUGUUUGAUAGAACACCCAACUUAGAGAUGAAGAUUACUUAUGGCCAGUGUGGUGAUGUCAUGCGUGCCCUGGGUCAGAACCCAACCAAUGCAGAGGUCAUGAAGGUCUUAGGAAGACCCAAACAAGAAGAUAUGAAUACCAAGAUGCUGGACUUUGACACCUUUCUGCCAAUGCAUCAACAUAUCUGCAAGGUUAAGGACCAAGGAACAUUUGAAGACUUUGUUGAAGGUCUGAGAGUAUUUGAUAAAGAAGGAAAUGGCACAGUAAUGGGAGCUGAACUUCGACAUGUCUUAGCCACAUUGGGUGAAAAGAUGACAGAGGAUGAAGUAGAGCAACUGUUGGCUGGUCAAGAAGAUGCGAAUGGAUGCAUUAACUAUGAAGCCUUUGUAAAACACAUCAUGGCUGGCUGAAAACUGGGAGCUGUUGAAGAAUAUGUUUCCUUUGACUUCUCCAGCCUUGUCCUCCCUUUCGACUGACAGGACAUUCAUCCUUUGAGCCCUUAUUGAUCUCAACAGCCCUGAAAUUCCAUUGAACACUUAUAUCCGUGAAAUAUCUUGUGAACUGAAACCUUUCUGUAAAACUGUCAGUAACUAAUAUCAAGGAUUUCCUUGUAUUGCCUAAAAGUCAUUGUUUUC
Molecule: messenger RNA, 813 nt
Organism: Pristis pectinata (smalltooth sawfish)
Lineage: Eukaryota; Metazoa; Chordata; Chondrichthyes; Rhinopristiformes; Pristidae
Product: myosin light chain 1, cardiac muscle-like
Exons: 7
Coding region: 1-588 (195 amino acids)
Cellular component (GO): myosin II complex
Molecular function (GO): calcium ion binding
Source: RefSeq, a predicted model, not a curated record